Ostertagia ostertagi is the source of this 393-nucleotide messenger RNA. The record is from the annotation of a GenBank genome assembly. NCBI's taxonomy places the organism in Eukaryota, Metazoa, Nematoda, Chromadorea, Rhabditida, Trichostrongylidae.
AUGAAGUGCGGAGUCAGCGGUUUUUUUUACAUCAAAGAACGUCAACUGGUUCUUGGGAUUCGAUCCGAGCAUCGUGAGCCUUGUAACGGCGCCGCUCAUCUCUGCCCCGCAAAAUCCAUGGCCGUUAUGUUUAUUUUACUGAUUUUGUUUUUAAAUCCUACGAUUUCACUAAGCAGGUCGCGCUCGCCUUCGCCCGCUGGCCAUUCCGGCGGUUCAGCUACGGAACACGAAGAUCACAGUGGAAGCGAGAAGCACUCAGAUGCGAACGAAACGGACGCAGAGAAAUCUCCACGGCCAGUACGAAAACCAACACCAAAGCCGAACGGAAAAGAACAGCCGAAGUCGGAUAAGUCGUCCGGGGAAUCAGGAUCUGAUAAGGAGAGUGACGACUAA